Macrosiphum euphorbiae (potato aphid) is the source of this 2658-nucleotide messenger RNA. NCBI's taxonomy places the organism in Eukaryota, Metazoa, Arthropoda, Insecta, Hemiptera, Aphididae. The record is from the annotation of a GenBank genome assembly.
AUGGCUCCAAAAUUAUCCGGUGCAGCUUUCAAAAAAUUAAGAGAAAAAAAAAAAGAAACUCAAGAAUCACUUUCAAAAACAAUGAAUACCUGGCUAUCUAAACCUAAAGUAGAUCUACCAUUAAACCACUUAGACCCAGAUAAUCAUAUUUCUUUACCUAUUUCUUCUAAAUUAGUAGAACUAGAAGAAAAUCAAGUAGAAAAACUUCAAACACUUGUGGACUAUCCUCAUAAUAUCAAAGACCCAAAACAAAAAAAAAAUUUAGAUUUGGAAGUUGAAGUUCAAAACAAAACUUCUGAAGUUAUAUUUUUAAAUCCCGCCACUAAACAAAUCGAUGAUAAUAAUGACAUUCAAUCUUUAUCUGAUGCAAUAUCACAACCUGAACCUACUCCUCUUAUUUCACUCCUAGAAUCACCAUGUGAAAUUAAAUUGUCAGAAAAUUUUGAUUUCGAAGAUCCAGUUACUUGGCCAUUAAUCAAUGAUAAAUUUCGUACAUUCAUAGUAGAACACGGUCCAAAGUUAGAAACUUACAAAAACUACAAUUUUCCACUUGAUGAAACUGGUAGACAUUUUCAUGAAAAAUGGCUUUUCAGGACUUUACCAAAUGGUGAAGAAGUAAGACGUACUUGGUUACUUUAUAGUAAACAAAAAAAUGUAUUGUUUUGUUUUCCAUGUGUUAUUUUUUCUAUUGAAAAUACUCAAUAUUUUUCAAGCAUUUCUUUGGGAUUCAACAAUUGGAAAAAAUUAAAUCCGAAAAUUUCGGAUCACGAGAAAAGUCCUUCACACAAAGAGAGUGUAUUUAAAUGGAAGGAAUUUGAAAAAAGACUUCAUGGUGGCAAGACCAUUGAUUGCACUUUACAGAAUGCAAUAAAAUCUGAAAAAGAAAAAUGGAAAGCUAUUUUAAAAAUUUUGUUUGACGUUAUUUUAUUUUGUGCGAAAAAUAAUCUCGCUCUUAGAGGUACUGAUGAACGAAUUGGAAAACCUAAUUGUGGUAUAUUUUUGAGUACACUUGAAUUGUUAAGUCAUUAUAAUCCAAUUUUGGCAAAGCAUAUUGAAGAAGUAAACGCUAAGAAUAAUGUUAUCAGCUAUUUUUCUCCUCAAAUUCAAAACGAAAUAAUUUCACUUCUUGGAAAAUCAACUAGGGAAAAACUGUUAAAUCGUGUUAAAGAAUCAAAAUAUUAUUCAAUUAUGUUUGAUUGUACACCUGAUGUGUCUCACAAAGAGCAAAUGUCCCAGGUUUUAAGAUACGUGUACAUUUCUAACGGCACUGUUUCAGUUGAAGAAACUUUUAUAGACUUUAUGGAAAGUCAUGAAAAAACUGGCGAAGGAUUAUCUUUAGAAAUCAUAGAAAAAUUAAAUAAAGAUGAUUUAAAACUAAGCAAUUGUAGAGGACAGAGUUAUGACAAUGCUGCCAACAUGUCUGGAAAGUAUAAAGGUGUAAAAACACGUAUUAUGCAAAUUAAUAAUUUAGCUGUAUAUGUACCAUGUAAUGCUCAUAGCUUGAAUUUAGUUGGCAAUGAUGCCGCUAAAGUAUGUGUACGUAUGAUAACGUUCUUUGACACAGUCCAACAAAUUUUUAACUUUUUUUCAUCCUCAACAAGCAGAUGGACAACUUUAAUGAAAUGUAUUAAUAUUUCAUUAAAAUGUACUAGUGCCACGCGGUGGUCUGCAAAACAAGAUUCUGUAUCAGCACUUAAACGUAAUUUAAAAAAUGUAUAUAAUGUUCUAAAAGAAAUGUCAGAAAACCCAAAGUUACCUAAAGAGGUAAUUCUUGGAGCAACAAAUCUUUUGAAACAUCUUGAUUUUAAUUUUUUUUGCCUACUGGAUUUGUGGAAUGAAAUAUUAACAACAAUUAAUCGCGUUAAUUUAGCUUUACAAAAGAAAAGUUUAACGAUUGAUAGCGCAACCAAAAUGGUUAAAGGUUUAAUCUUAUCAGUACAAACAAUGCGAAAUGAAGGAAUUGAAAAAACAAUUGAAUUCGGUAAAGUGAUUGCAAAUGAUCUCGGUAUUAAAGCAAAUUUUUCUGAUAAGCGAAAGAGGAAAGUGAAAAAAUUAGAUUUCGAGAUAAUUGAAGAUAAUGUGCAAGUUUUAUCUCAACAGAAUGAAUUUAAAAAAGAUAUUUUUGAAGUUUAUGAUCGAAUUCUUACAGAGUUAAGCAAUCGAUUCGAAAAUAUGUCAGAAAUUAAUGAAAAUUUUGGAUUUUUGUAUGGUAGUAGCUUGACGGACCACUCUAUGGACUAUAUACAAAAAUGUGCAGCUGACUUAUCUCUGAAGUAUGAAACCGAUCUAAAUUCUUCCGAUUUUAUCUCUGAAAUAAAAGAUUUUAAGUCUCAAGCAUUUUCUCUUUUACCUGACUUAAGAGCCGCAACACCUUUAGCCCUACUACAAUUAAUUACAACAUAUUCUUUGCGUGCUGAAUAUCCAAAUGUCGAAAUAGCUUUACGCAUAUUUUUGACUUUGCCAAUAACUGUGGCGACGUGUGAAAGAUCAUUCAGUAAGUUAAAGCUCAUAAAAAACUAUUUGAGGUCGACUAUGGGACAAGAUCGAAUAUCUGAUAUGGCUAUUUUAUCUAUUGAACAUACAGUGGUAAAUACUUUAGAUAUAAACAAACUUAUUGAAGACUUUGCUGGGAAAAAAGCUAGAAAAAUUGCAAUUUAA